AUGGACGGGUUCGCCGCCUUCUUGGAUGAGGCCUCGGAAUGUGCUCUUGCGCCUGGGCCCCGGCCUGUGACCGUCCUGGAGGACUUCAAUGCUCAUACAACGACAUCGGGAUCCCCUAAGACGAACACGAGGGGACGGAUGGUGGUGAAGUGGGUGGCGGGCCUGAAACCCCGGCUGUUCAACAGAGGGGCGUCGUGCACUUGUGUGGAGUGGCGGGAAGAUUGUACAGUGGAUCUCACUUGGGCUAACUCCACUGCCGCACGCAGAGUAACAGCAUGGGAGAGGGAUCGUUGCUCGGGGCAAGCUGAGGGCGAAGUGGACGCACUGUCGCGGUGCAGCUUCACCCACUGCAACGAAGACUUAUUGCUGGCUGCAGCGAUUGCCGUAACAUGGGGGGCGGAGGCCUCUCCGAUGGAGACAGCUGACGCUGCGGCGGACAGGCUUGGCUCCAUGACCCAAGCCUGUCCCACCAAGCGAAUCGGCGCCAUGUACUGGUGGACGGAAGAGCUGAGUAAUCUCAGAAAGAGAUGUAUUCUCUUCGCCGGUACACGAGGACCCGGCGGAGAAGACGGCGCGGGUGUGGGAACAGCUCCUGGCUGCCCUGGAUUCGAAACCGUAGGGGCGUCCAUACAGGACGAUGCUAGCGAAGCUGCAUCCAUGGACACCCCCGGACACGGAAACAAUGAAACCGGAACUUUGAAUAGAGUUGUGACGGCUCUCUUCCUACUAGUGGGGGAAAAGGCGAGGCCACCAAUGACCUGGCCGACAAGCAUGGGAGCGGACUGGACCACUGACCUGGAGGUGACAACCGUGGACCUGCCAGAGCGGUCAGGAAAAUAG
Molecule: messenger RNA, 840 nt
Organism: Heterotrigona itama
Lineage: Eukaryota; Metazoa; Arthropoda; Insecta; Hymenoptera; Apidae
Source: the annotation of a GenBank genome assembly